Messenger RNA from Toxotes jaculatrix (banded archerfish), 1593 nucleotides. RefSeq names its product coiled-coil domain containing 170 (gene ccdc170). Bases 1 to 1593 code for a protein of 530 amino acids. The transcript has 8 exons. The record is from RefSeq and is a predicted model, not a curated record. NCBI's taxonomy places the organism in Eukaryota, Metazoa, Chordata, Actinopteri, Toxotidae.
AUGGAAGUUAUGGAAAACUCUGAGGAGGUGGACCAGUCUAAUGAGAAGGAAAGGCUGAAGAUGAGAAUUGCAGUUUUGGAGGAGAGUGUUAAGUCCUCCGAAGUGGAGUGUAAAGCCAGCAGAGAGACGGUGCUGAGGCUGGUGGCAGAGCUGGACCGAGAAAGGAAGAAGGCUGCCAGCAGUGCAGCAGCACUGGAUUCACUCAAAGUGGAGUUAGAUGACAUGGUGGUGGGAAGACGGAGUGUUGAGAUGGAUAAAGAAACCCUAAUGGAGAGGCUUGAGGCCAGCAAGAGAGUGAUAGAGGCGGCUAGGCGAGAGUCAAACUGUUUAGAGAAACAGGUGGAGGAGCUUGAAAGAAAGCUACAGUCAAGCCAAGGAGAGACGCAGGCAGCUGAAGACAAAUUGCAGAUGUUCCUGAAAAAGGUGGCAGGCCUGCUGCAGGUCAUGUCUGAUAAUGUCAUCCUGCCCACAGAGAAAGAUAUUUUGCAGAAACUGGACAAGACCGUGUCAGAGAUGGAGUCCAAGUUGGGCGAUGUCUCAGAGGAGCUGAGGGAGCAGACAGAGCUCCAGAAUAGCGCGCUACAGAGGGCGCAGCUUGCAGAGCAGCAAGUCCAGGACCUGAGGGAGAGACUGCAAGGCCUGGAGACUGAGCUGCUGACAGCAGACAUGCAUCGUGAUGAGCUGCGACACAGCAGACAGCAUUAUGAGAAAUUCCUGGAGCAGCUGUCAGAGACCAUGAUGGUUGACAGCAUUGCUCUGGAUCUAGGCUUCGACAUGAGGCUAAAACUCAUCCUGUCACGUGCAGAACAACUUGUCAAACAAGAAGGAAAAGCUUUGGUGGAGAGCAAAAGUCUGACUUAUAGUUUACAGCGAAAGUUAAAAUCACAGAAGGACCAACUAGAGAGCAAAGGACUCCACAUCCAGCUCCUGAGGAAGAAGGUGUCAGAGCUGGAGGAGGAGAAGAGGUGCCGCUCAGCGCUGGCUGUGGAACGAGAUGACGCUCAUCUCGAGGCCAGGAAGCUGCAGAAGAAACUAGAGCGUCUCCAAAGCGAGCUGAAGGCCACCAAGCUGUCCAACACUGAGCUCAAGGCCCAGCUCUCCCACACUAAUGAGCUCAAGUUGAAAGUCAUGGAACAGAGUCAGACCAUGCAGGAGCAGAAAAAGAGGCUGGAUCAGCUGGUGGAGGGGAAGGCCAAGGUGGAGAAGAAGCUGAGCUCAGAACGACAGAGCCAAGAGAAGAAGAUCAGAGAGGACCAGCAACAACUCAGCACCCUCAGACAGAGCCUGGCUCAGCUGUCUGAGAGGGAGAGAGAAUUGGUGGAUUUUCGGAUGGUUGUUUCUCAGAUGCUCGGUUUAGAUGCCACAGGCCUGGCACUCCCAAAUUACGAAAUCAUCAAAUUACUGGAGACCAUUCUUCACGCUCAUCAUCACCACCAUCACCUUCAUCACCAUGUGAAUAUGCCCUGGCAUUGUCCUACUCACCAGAGGCCUCAACUCCCCCAAAUCCAGGAUCUUCGGGACAGCUCCUCCUUGGAUGUUUCUACCUCCAGGUCUGCUUGUCCAGUGGAUGCAGGUCCCCUUAAACAAACCUAG